Acaulospora morrowiae is the source of this 196-nucleotide messenger RNA. The record is from the annotation of a GenBank genome assembly. Lineage: Eukaryota; Fungi; Glomeromycota; Glomeromycetes; Diversisporales; Acaulosporaceae.
AAAACUUGAUGCCGACGAUACGAUUAAUCGUCACGUUAGCAAAUUAGAGCAUCUCACAGGAUUUGGUUAUGAACGGGGUAGGAAAAUUGAAUGCACGGUGGAGGGCUGCAAGUACAAAUUCAAACGUCAGUACGAUCUAAGCAGGCACUUGAAAAGUAUGCAUUCCGAGAUUACAAAUUCCAUCGAAGAAUCAUGA